AUGGCUCCUUUCUCUACCAAGCUACAUCUUAACUCUUCACUCUGCCGAACUGUGACGGUUCUGUUCCUCGCCGAGCUAUAUCACAGCUCCUCUCCCUGCCGAGCUCAUCCCUCCGCCAAGCUCAUCCCUCCACCAAGCUCAUCUUCCUGCCGAGCUCAUCUCCCUACCGAGCUCAUCUCCAUGCCGUGCUCAUCUCCCUGCCGAUCUCACCUCCUUGCCGAGCUCAUCUCUCUUGCCGUAUUAAUCUCUCUUCCGAGCUCAUCUCCUUGCCGAGCUAAUCUCUCUGCCGAGCUGAUCUCUCUGCUGAAAUGUGACAGCUCCUCUUUCUAUACCGAGCUACAUCACGCCUCCUCUUUCUGA
Molecule: messenger RNA, 360 nt
Organism: Microthlaspi erraticum
Lineage: Eukaryota; Viridiplantae; Streptophyta; Magnoliopsida; Brassicales; Brassicaceae
Source: the annotation of a GenBank genome assembly